Macaca mulatta (Rhesus monkey) is the source of this 9249-nucleotide messenger RNA. The record is from RefSeq and is a predicted model, not a curated record. NCBI's taxonomy places the organism in Eukaryota, Metazoa, Chordata, Mammalia, Primates, Cercopithecidae.
CAGGCCUCCACAAGUGGAAAAACAUUUAACCCCUGUACUUGUCACACUCUGGGUCCUCUCAGUGGCCAGAGAACAGAAAGAAAAUCUGACUGUGCACGAGCGAAGGGUAACACCGGGCGUGCAGCACCGACCUGAAGGCGCCUCUUCAGGGGGAGCCCCAAAUUUGAAGAUUCUCUUUCCUGUCGGAGACUCCAAACCAAAUAAAUAGGUUAGUGCCCAGAGUAAACCUAUGCAUUUUAAUUCCGACCUCUACUUGCUGUGAUUUUCAUUUUCCUGGCAGAGCUUAAAAAGAGUGAACUACUAAAUGAAAGAAAGGAAAGUUAUUUAAGGACUGUUACUUAAAAUUACUGGGAAUCCAUGAGAACACAUUAUGAAAUGGGCUUAAUGUAUUAUGCUCCUCUCCCAAUUUUGGCUGUAUUCGCACUAGACAAAUAGACAAGGUAAAGAUGGAAAAAUAAAACCGGUUUUGUGGCAUAAGUCCCAUCCUUUUGUAAUGCCACUUACUUAUGCCAAAAGGCCCUCCCUUCUUUAUUAAAAUCCGUAAUGUUGAAAGCUAAGUUUGUGAUUUUAGAAAAUGCUGUAAACGUAGCUCCAGAGUUUCAUUUCCUUAGGGAAAAUAGGCAAAUCAGAGUUGAAUUGUUUUUCCAACAAUGAGUAAAGAUAGAAUAUUUUCUUGUUUAUGAUAAAAUGUGUGGUGUAGGUUACUUUACAAAAGAAAUCUGCUACAGAAUUUAUUUUUUGUGUCUAGUACAAUUCUACCUAAAAGCUUCAUGAUUUCAGUCUAAGUAGCUCUAUAAGACUCUCCUCAUAGAUCCUUUUGAGAAAAGAUUUUAAAUAAAUCUAAUUUUAUUUGCAUAUAUUCUAUCUUAGCCAGAAAUUGAGCAGGAUUUAGCUCUGCGCUGUCUGUUUCAAAACCUGAAUAUUUAAUGUAUUGGUGAAAAGUGGUGGAAUUCCAAAGAACUCACUGAAAACAAGGCUUUGGGGCCCAGUGCUCAUGCUAACCACAUUCAUGAAAUGGACUCAAGUAGAAAGAGUGGUAAAUAAUAACCUCAUUUUGUUCAGUUCAAAAGAGAAUGUGAACCAUCCCUAAGCGUUUAUGUACAACCUUUCAUAAGGAAAGUGCACCGUUCUUAUUUAUCAUUAUGGCCCAACUUUUUGGCUACCUUUUGAAAUGCAAUGAGUGCUAACGAUGUACUUGGACCUCCACUAGAGAGACAUCUACAUGCAACCAAACCCACCAAAAGUGCCCCAUCAAUUACAUUCCCAUGAGGGCCUUGUUUGUCUCAUUUGUUCAUUCAAAUACAUAUUGACCAAUGGCUAUAUAAUCUAAAAAUAAUAUUUAACAGUUAAGGCAAGUUUAGGAUGUCUAAUAUUACUCUUCCCAGAGACUCCUGUCUUCCUGCUUUCUGCUAAACUGAGAUAAUGGUUAUCUGAAAGUUCCAAAUUAUAGAAACUAAGAAACACAAAAAGGAGAUAUAGCUGACUAGUUGCUGGCUUGAAUUUCCUUGAUAUACAGACAUACAGAUUUAUGCCCUAUUUUAAACAUUGCUUUUUACUUGUGUUUUGUCUUCUUGCUCUUCUAGAAAAAACUAUCCAAGAUGACUGUCACUUACUCCAGUAAAGUAGCAAAUGCAACUUUUUUUGGAUUUCAUAGGUUACUCUUCAAGUGGAGAGGCAGCAUCUACAAACUACUGUACAGGGAAUUUAUUGUUUUUGCUGUUCUUUAUACAGCAAUAAGUUUGGUGUACAGGUACUUUUCUUUGCAUGUCUCUUUAAAUGGCCAUCAGAUAUUGUAUAAGAAUACAGUCUCAAAAAUCUGAACCUUUUGAUCACCACUGACUUUGCGUUAUGUAACUCCUUUUUUGCAUGAGCCUCUCUUUUGUCUUCUUCCCCUCAGGACAGAUUUUAAUCCACCACUAACCAUUGUUAGGAUGUAAAAUAGACCCUCACUGUAAGAUUCAAGUGGCCUUCAUUCCAGCCCCAGUUGUGCCUCAAGACUGUUGCAAUAGGCAUAAAAUGGAAGAAUUACCCUUAGAUGCUUACUAUGUGAAGAUUUUUGAAUGGGCAAAGUCCACAGACAACAAUUAUUUGUGCUUCUGUCUACUUGUCAUUCAUAGUUGAUGAUUUGACAGCUUGUAGCAACUACCUAUAUAAUCAACAUGUUCAUGAUUGGUGUAUGUCAGGCAAAAGCUUUCCUUCUUUUUGCCUGGAAUGAAAAUAUCUUAUCCAGGAUGAUGCCUGCCACACUUAACAGUACCUCAACUAAAGCAAAGGCCUGUAGACUAAUUUAUUUUCUUUCCAUUUUCUGAGUUGAGGGCAUGUUAUGUUCACAAAAGGAGGUGCUUAUUCUUUAUAACAUUACAACAUAUGCCUGUGAGAUUGACAGGAAAUUUGAGCAAUAUCAAGUCCAAGAAAUACUUUGAUGAUGAAAAAUUAUAGACUUAAUAAAAUUUCAUCAGUAUGAUAAAAGGGAAAACUUAUGAGAUUUUAAAGCUUUUUAAAUUAACAUCGAAUGCAUAAAUUUCUUCUCUGGAAGAAGCUAAAACUUAAAACAGGAAAGCUAAAGGUUUUUGAGGCUGUAUUUCCAUUUUUUCUACGUACAUAGUUUGUUAUUUUUCUUCUGCAUACAGAUAAACAAAUUUGUGUUUCAUUGCUCUCACAUUCUUCCUUGUAGCAACAGAAUCUCCUUUGGAAAAGAGGGAUAUUAAUUUAGUUGACUGAUAAUUAUUAAAAGUAAAAUAGGUAGAGCUAUUUUUCCAUAUGUCAAAACAACCCUUCCAAGCAAGUGUAUGCAUUGGUAUAUAUUUUGACAAAAUAUUUUUAGAGGGAAAGUCUUGUUAACAACCUCUAAUAAUUUUUCAGACAUGUCAUAUAAUAUGAUAUUAUUUUGGCAAUUUAGGUGUGUAUCACCUAAGCCUUCAGAAUAUGAAAUGGUAGAAGAUACAAUGGUGUUUCGUGAUAAUUAUCUCAUUAGUUCAUUUUUACUAAUAUGAAUUUAUUGCUGCUACUGCUGCUAAGAAUAGAACAGAAUAGCCCUAAGGAUAGUUGCAGUGUAGCUAGAAAUGUUCCUUGGGGCCUCAACUUUUGUUCCAAUAUCAUACUUAUACCCCAUAAAAUGUUAUGCAUAUAUUUCUUCUAAAGCUGAGUGCUUACAUUUAUAACAAAAAUUAUCAGUUCAAGUCAUCCUUAAAUUUUUAAAGUUUAAUUGUAAUACCUUAUUAAAAUAGAUCCUUCUGUCUUAAUCAAAGGUAUACCAAGGACUGUAGGAUGAGUUUGUCAAGAAGGUCAAACAUAUCUGUAGAAAAAAAUAGAUGUAGUUUCAUUCUCUGAGUCUUUAUUAGCCCUAUUAUAAGUAAAUAAUUAUUCCUAACAAAAGUUAUAAGGAGGAACCAGAUUCAUUAAUUUGAUUACAUUUCUUUCUAUUUUUGGAGGAAUUUGACAAAUUUUCUGAAAUACUUUCUAGCUAUUAAAAUUUCUACAUCUAUUAGCCAAAUAUUUUUUCCUUGGCCAACUACUAAUAGCAACCAUUUCAUUAUUAACUAAGUAUGAGGCAAUUUGUUAAAUGGUUAUAUAUAUGUGUAUAUAUAUUAUUUAAUCUUUACAAUAAUCCAUAUAUGGAUAUUUUUAUCCCCACUUACAGAUGAGAAAACUGAGACUCAGAGAGAUGUAAAAAUAUGCUCAAAGUCCAAAUUCAUAAGUGUCAGACUUGGGAUUAAAAUCUGGCUUUGUCUGACCUUAAGAAAGGUCUAUGCUUUCCACAUUUAAAUCCUCUUUGACCAUGUCUGUUUGAACAUCAGAAACCAUUCUGGCUGUAAUUUUUCAUCAGCAUAACCCUGAUAGACCUCUGCAACAAUCUGGUACCUCUCCUGUCAGCUUUCCCUGACUUCAGUAAUUCUAACACCUCUUCCAAAGCUGGGGCAGGAACUCCGAACUCACCUUGUACCCCACACCUUCUUUGUCAGGACCAGUUCCCAACAGCUUUCUAUCUGCAAUCUAAUUAGUUGCUUACUAUUAUCUUAUUAUCCCUUUGCUUCCUUUAUCAAAGUUCUACUGACCCAAAUGAGCCUUUGAUGCUUGUUAUAAUGGAUCUUUCCUUGAGUUCCUUCUUCCUUUGGAACAGCUACACUUGUCGAUUUAUUCAAAUUCAUCUGUUUGGCUUUCCUUCCUGUAUUUUGAUCAUUAUUAUUAGUUCACCUUAAAACAUUUCUUCAGACUCUGAAUCUCUUCCCUAUAAUGUAAAUAUCAAUAAUGGUCUCAUUAAGUGCACUUAUAUUUAACGAUACCAGAAAAUGGGGUUUGGGCAGGAUGGGUUAGAUCUAUAAUAUAAAUUUUGAGAGAGUGACUCAAUUUAAUAAUGAAAGUUUUCAUUUUUCAUUGUUAAAUUUGUUUUAGACUCCAAACAAUUCUGGGCUUUAAAAUGAACAGGUAUAAUAAAAUCCCUUGAAGUAUAACACAUGAUAAUCAAGAAUGUGCUAAGUAGCAUAUUCAGGGGAAGGAUCAAGGUGUCAAAUUCAGUGUUAUUAUUGAAUAAUUACUUAAUAAUGCUAAUUCAUAUUUAAUCAAUAAUACACUCUUCUUAAGGUAUUCCUGAUGAAUAAUUGAAAACUGAACUAUUUUGUAACAUACCUUGCUCUAAAUCCAAUGAAUCAAUCAUAUAAAACUUUUAAAAUAUAAAAUUUUUAGAAUAAAAUGAUUAAUUAAUCCCACUAUUUAAUAGCCAAUCAUGUUUACAAAAUGUUAGCACUUGAAACAUUAAGCAAUUGAAAAGUUUUCAAGACACAUCAGCUUAAGAAAAAAGGAAAAAAUUAUUGCUCCUUCAAAAAUAAAACAGAUUAUUUGUGCUUAAUUGUUUGCACUUAAUGUCACUUGCAAAGCAGGUGCAGAAGUAUAAUAUCAUAAAGGGCUGUGCAUUUUAUUUUUGCUCCAGAUUGUUACUUACAGGAGCCCAAAAACGUUACUUUGAAAAAUUAUCAAUUUACUGUGACAGAUAUGCUGAACAAAUUCCAGUAACCUUUGUGCUUGGUAAGUAUAGGUCACACGCAGAUUGCAGCCACACAGCUGUCUCCAUUACGAUGACACCGAUGACUCUGCAUGGGAAUGUUUCCAAGCUGAGAGGCAUGCCUGAAAAGCCACCGCUUGCAGUAGAACCAGAAUCAUCCAUAAGGUUUGCUUUCACGGCUGCUUUUGCUAAAUUAACGCCAAACAAGUUUGAGGAAAUAAUCUGCUAUUGGACAUUUAAGCUUUCUCUUCACUAACUCUCCAUUUUUGCAGUCAAUAUUUGAGAUCUAAUACCCACUUACAGGGUGCUUAGGCAUUGCCAGGCACAAAUGACAUUUUUUUCUGGAAGGCAAAAUCAGAAGAUAUGGAUAAUAACAUAUUUUUGUCCUCCAACCUCUAAAAAGGCUAAAAUUCAGCUAAAAGCAUCAGUGUCACCAACGUGUCUGCUGUAAGAAACUGCUUUAUAAUUUCCUGUUAUUCUACAGGGUUUUAUGUUACUCUGGUAGUAAACCGAUGGUGGAACCAGUUUGUGAAUUUGCCCUGGCCAGACAGGCUAAUGUUCCUCAUCUCCAGCAGUGUUCAUGGAAGCGACGAGCACGGGCGCCUGCUUAGAAGGACGCUGAUGCGUUACGUCAAUCUCACCUCCCUGCUCAUCUUUCGCUCGGUGAGCACUGCUGUGUACAAAAGGUUUCCAACAAUGGACCACGUGGUUGAAGCAGGUUUUAUGACAGCAGAUGAAAGGAAAUUAUUCAACCACCUCAAGUCUCCUCAUCUGAAAUACUGGGUUCCAUUCAUCUGGUUUGGAAACCUUGCAACUAAAGCCCGGAAUGAAGGUAGAAUCAGAGACAGUGUUGAUCUGCAAUCAUUGAUGACUGAAAUGAAUCGAUACCGCUCUUGGUGCAGCCUCUUAUUCGGUUAUGACUGGGUUGGGAUUCCGCUGGUUUACACCCAGGUAGCAGAGCAGCUUAUCAACCCUUUUGGAGAAGAUGAUGAUGAUUUCGAAACUAACUGGUGCAUUGACAGAAAUUUGCAGGUCUCUCUUUUAGCUGUGGACGAAAUGCACAUGAGCUUACCCAAGAUGAAGAAGGACAUUUAUUGGGAUGAUUCUGCUGCUCGUCCACCAUACACACUGGCAGCUGCUGACUACUGCAUACCCUCAUUUCUGGGGUCAACAGUCCAGAUGGGGCUGUCUGGGUCCGACUUUCCUGACGAGGAGUGGCUGUGGAAUUAUGAGAAGCAUGGCCACCGGCAUUCCAUGAUAAGAAGAGUCAAGCGGUUCCUGAGUGCCCACGAACACCCCUCCAGUCCCAGAAGAAGAAGCUAUAGAAGGCAGACAAGUGACAGCUCCAUGUUCUUACCCCGAGAUGACCUCAGCCCAGCCAGGGAUCUACUGGAUGUGCCCUUAAGAAACCCCCACAGGGCCUCACCCACCUGGAAGAAAUCCUCCUUCCCAGAAGGAAGCCCCACGCUGCGCUCCAGCAUCGGAGAGCUGUCCACCAUCAGGGAGACCAGCCAGACAAGCACUUUACAGAGCCUGACCCCACAGUCCAGUGUGAGAACCUCGCCCAUCAAAAUGCCACUGGUGCCCGAAGUACUGAUCACAGCGGCCGAAGCUCCGGUGCCCACUUCAGACAGCUACCACCAUGACUCCGCUACCUCCAUCUUGAGCUCUGAGUUUACAGGGGUUCAGCCAAGCAAGACUGAGCAGCAGCAGGGCCCCAUGGGAUCCAUCCUGUCUCCUUCAGAGAAGGAAACACCUCCCAGAGGCCCCGGUCUCCAGACUGUUUCAGCCAGUGCUGAGGAAAAUAUAUUCAACUGUGAAGAAGACCCUGGUGAUACCUUUCUAAAAAGGUGGAGCUUUCCAGGAUUCCUGGAGUCCAGCCACACUUCCCUAGGAAACCUAAGUCCAGACCCCAUGAGUUCUCAGCCAGCUCUUUUAAUUGACACAGAAACAUCCUCAGAGGUCAGUGGGAUCAACAUUGUGGCUGGCUCUCGAGUCUCUCCUGAUAUGCUGUAUUUAAUGGAAAACCUGGACACUAAGGAAACAGAUAUCAUAGAGCUAAACAACAGGGAAACUGAGGAAUCACCCAAAUGAGUGCCACAAAGUUCUAGGACCUGGUUCUGGCCUAGAUUCUUAUCUCCCCAAAAGCAGCAUUAGUCCCAGGACAUACCUGAAGGCUGGUUAACUUUUUAAAAACAUGAUCACACGAUAUAAGCUACUUAGAACUUUGAAGGGCAUUAUGAUCCUGACUUUUUGAGAACUGCGAAAAAUCAAAUGCAUUCACGUCAUCCAUCACAACAUGGCUGUCACUGGAAGUUACACAGACUACAGUGAUAAAUAAGUCUUAACCAAAUAAGGAAUCUGAAAAAUAUACACGACUUACAAAUUCAUAGAUUAUUAGCUGUGGAAAGAGUCUCAUAAAUCAUAGUCCAAUCCCCUAGACCUAAAGGCCCAGACACAUAGGGUUCUCUAUUUCUCUUCUUUUUUCUCUUUCUUCUUCUCUUUAGCCAUAAAGAAAGGAGAUGGAUCACACAAUGCCUGAAAGACCCCCUCCUUCCUAACUUUUCGUUCGAGGCUUUCUAACCAUCUCAUUCCUACUUUCCGAUAACUAGUAUUGUUAUUAUCACUUCCUGAUUCUUAAGCUUCAUCAGCACCAGAACACUUCAUUCUCUUCAAUUUCCUUUUCUACUUUUGUCUCUUUCCCCUUUAUUCUGUCAUCCUUUUUUCCCCUUCCCUUCUCUCUGGUUGUGCUGCUUUUCUAGUGACUCUAAUCUGUCCCAUUUUUCAGGUUAUAAUAUUUCCUCUUGCCAAAUCUGUUGCUUACAUCUUGCCAUGAAUUUCAAAAUAUAAGACAUUGGCAAAGCCUCCUACAGAAUCAUCAAAGGUGUCAACGAAUCCAGCCUGAUACCCUUCUAGCCUCACUUCCAGUGGAAGGCCUAUAGGAGUGAUGGUUCCCCCCAUGCCCUUGCAGCCAUUGCCAUUUCUUUCUGCUUCCACUCUUUGGUCUUGGGCACUGGAGAAAAAUGAAGCCAAGAGAAUAUGAAAUUUGCAUAGCCAAAUGCUAUGGAACCAAAGAAUAAGAUGACUCACUCACGUCUGUUUAACUUGAACUCUUAUGCAAAAAUCCCAAUCGUGUUGCAACGUGGGACCAGUUACUGUGUCUAUCGGGUCAUUUGGGAAUGAGGUAGGAUACUGGGCUGGGUGGCUAAUGGGGUCCAGGGCUGCAUAACGGGGACCGGAUGUUGGUACUCCUCCCAGGGAGCUCUCAGGACGGCUGUUUGUCGUGAGCUCCCAGGUGCCUAGGCCAUGCCUUACGACUGCUGCACUUACCAUUUGUCAUAUGAUGACACUUGACUUCAUAUGGCUUUAGAAAUAAAAUCACCCUCAUAACUACCAUUUAUUGAGUGCUCACAGUGUUCCAGGCAGCAGCGAAUCUCAUGAGACUGAUACACUGGUAUUUCCAUUUUAAAGGCAAGAGAAACAGGCUUUAGAGAAGUAAGGUAUUUGCCUAAAAUCACAUAGCCAAGAAGUGACAGUGUUCACAUUCAAACCCAGGUUUAUCUGACUCAAGAGCCCACACUGUUAACCUGUAUGCUUUCUCACUGUCCUAUGCUAUCUGUAAGGCCCUGAAUCUGCCAGCAAUUUGCCCAGCAUUCUGGAGGAUGCUCCAAGGGAGGCAUGCCCAAAGAGAUUUAGGUUCAGGCUGAAUCUCUCCAGCCUCAAGGGCCUCUCUGGGUCCUCCCCGCUCAAGUCUACCUGGGUCUUUUAUGCACUCAUAGAGAAGGGCAUUGCUCCAGCUUGGAGUACCAGCCAUAGUCCUCUUUAUUUUUCAUGACAGAAGAAAGUUGGCAGGACCCUCCUUCCCUUCGCCAACUCCUCCUGAUACACAAUGUUAAAAUUGGCACAUUUUCACAUGACCUCAUAUCUCCCAGGCCUCCAAGCUGCAUGACAGCAAUGACACUGACUUUAACUUUUCUCAAAGGAUUGAAAAGAAAUAAUAUUAGAGGAAAUGCUACACACCUUGAUGGUUCUCUAUGUUGGUUGGUAGUGUUAGCACCUGGGAAAGCACCAUUAUUCCCAAAGCACUACGCAUAGACUAUGGGAUCAAGAGCCAAUAUAACACUUCAAGAAGGCAGGACCCCUAACCUUCUCCCAGUCACCGCGCUCUUAAUGCUAUUUUAUUGGAUGUUUCAAUUUCAGUCUGUCUAUUCUCUUCUCUUUGGUUCUAUCUGUUGCUCAAAUUCAAGUAA